Molecule: messenger RNA, 838 nt
Organism: Daldinia vernicosa
Lineage: Eukaryota; Fungi; Ascomycota; Sordariomycetes; Xylariales; Hypoxylaceae
Product: HotDog domain-containing protein
Exons: 2
Coding region: 86-643 (185 amino acids)
Molecular function (GO): fatty acyl-CoA hydrolase activity
Source: RefSeq, a predicted model, not a curated record
UGAUAAGCAACCCUCAGUUUAUCAACACAUAAGUUGAGAUCCUUUGACGAACAUCUCAAAGUUCACCUUCUUUUCCAUUUAAAUAAUGUCUAGGUCGGAAGGAGGCAAAGAUGCGCCCAUAGGGCUAACCAUCUUAGAGUCCUUAAAGCCGCUCGUCGGUAUCGAGAAGGUUGAGGCUUAUUUGAAAUUGGCCUCGAAACCCCAGGAUUCGAAGAAUCAUGAAUGGAUGACAACUAUAGCGCCUUACUUGUCUAUCGUCUCGCACUCGUCCUCUCCGCCGCAUCCUAGCAUCACUUUCCGAUUUACUGUGCAGCCUAUCCAUAGCAACGGUCUCGGUAAUCUGCACGGCGGAUGCGCAUCCACUAUUUUUGAUGCAUGCACUACGCUGCCGCUGCAUCUUAUUUCGAAGCCUGGUUUUUGGCAAUAUACGGGCGUCAGCCGUACGCUGAAUGUUACGUACCUACGACCGGUUCCGGUUGGUACCGUCGUCGAUAUCAAAUGCGACAUCUUGCACGCCGGCCGCAAAUUAUGCGCUCUAAGAGGAGAGAUGAGGUCCGUAACCGAAGACGGCCGAGAAGGGCCUUUGCUGGUUGUUUGUGAGCACGGAAAGGCCAGCACAGAUCCGCCAGUCGGGAAGUUAUAGACAUCUUUCUACGUUCGGUUCCUAUGUGAUAUAGUGAGAAGUAGCGGCAUGAGUUUCAGGAUAAGAUUAAAGAGACGUCUUAAAGACAAGCUACCUAGCUACGUAUUAUAUGUAACAAAAAAGCACCAAACAUAAAAAUUUGCCCUCAACUCGAAUAGAUAUCCCAAAAAGGAGACCUACCCAAGCUAAGUCAAG